AUGUUGCGCACCGCCCUUCGUGCCCAGCUGCGACCGGCAACCACACUCCGCUCGCGCGGAUUUGUCUCGACCGUGCUGCUGACCAAGGCAUGGGAAAACGAGCCACUGAACGACCUCAAGGAGGAGCUGAAGCGACGAGGCCUGUCCCAUAGAGGUAACAAGGCCACGCUCGUCACCCGCUUGCGGACAGACGACAAGGCCAAGUCGCUCGCCCCAGCCCCUUCCUCGGUUUCGCCGCAGGCCGCCCAGCAAGUGCGUCAUGCCUCGACCACCGAGGUUCCUGGCGUGCCGUCCGCAGAAGCUCCGCCCCCGCUACCGAAGACGUACCCCAAACAGUUCUUAGACGUGAAAAUGCCUGAUUUUUCACAGCCAGACUCUGAGUCGCCAAUUCAGAUUCCUUUUCUUCCAGACCUUUGGGACUCUUCCCGAAUUCAGGCCGAGUCCGCACCCAAGUCACCCAGCGUGGAAGAAGAGCUGCCAAAGAUGGUCGCGGUCGCUGGCUCAGUCACUCAUCAUGGCGGUGGACCCACAUACAACCUGUCCAACACGGAAGCAGAUGACCUAUUCUCGUCUUCAGCGUCCCACACAGGUCCCUCGGGCUUCUGGAGAGAUGUCGCGGAGGAUCUGAAUUUGCCCACGUCAUUGAAUUUACCCAACGCCGCGAACGGGGCCAAAGCUCUCUUUGAUAUCGCGGAGAAGACGGAGACCUCCAGCGUGCGGGAAACGUCGCACUCACGGACGUUGGACAGUGACGAAAAGAAGGGCGUGUGGGUCCUCCUCAGUCUCCUGGGAGGAUCAUGGCUCGCCGCUGGUUUCCUACAGCCCACACCCGCUUUCGCAGAGAAUGCAGCGGAGACGGCCGAGGCAAAAGUAGACACACACUGA
Postia placenta MAD-698-R-SB12 is the source of this 885-nucleotide messenger RNA. RefSeq lists its product as hypothetical. Bases 1 to 885 code for a protein of 294 amino acids. Lineage: Eukaryota; Fungi; Basidiomycota; Agaricomycetes; Polyporales; Adustoporiaceae. The transcript has 3 exons. The record is from RefSeq and is a predicted model, not a curated record.